AUGGAAAAUCUACCGCUCGGCUAUCGAUUCGUGCCUACAGACGAGGAGCUCAUAACUUAUUACUUGCGCAGAAAAAUCAUGAAUCUCCCACUUCUCUCCAACACCGUCAAAGAACUUGACCUAUAUCACCAUACUCCCGAUCAACUUCAAGGUAAAUAUGGAGCACACCGAGAGAAUGAGAUGUAUUUUUUUACGAAACGAACGCUCAACACUCCUACUGCAACUCGGCCAAGCCGUACCAUAACCAACGUGGAUCCAAACGGUACCAUAAUCAAUGUGGGAUUUUGGAAAUGUAGUACUAAAAAGAAAGCCAUACAAAAUGCCGACAAAGAAGUAAUCGGAUACAAGAUGUUAUUCAACCACUUUGUUGCUAAAGGCAACAUGACCACUUGGCUUAUGUAUGAAUAUACUACUCUAUCCGGCUCCAGAAUGAUGGAUGAAUUCGUAUUGUGCAAGAUAUACAAUAAGAAUAAUGAACAAAAGCACAAACUUAACGCACAACGGGAAAAGCCUCAAAGAAGUAUGGAGCCACAAGCACAUCAAGUGGCCGAACAUGUCGAAAUCGCCAGGAUUAAUUAUACAGAGGAGCCUAAUGUAUGCGAUUAUCGACCUCCGGAGGAACAAGCACCGACUUACCAGUACUGCAACUCGGAUAUUGCUGAUGCGCCUAUGAAUGCUGCCGAUCCAUGUAAUCAACAAUACUUGACGCCGUUUGAUGACAAUUUUGAUCUAUUUAUACAAUCCUUGGAGGCAGAAAUUCCAACUCAUGAUGAUCUUCAGUUUGAUGCUGAUCUUCAUCGUCAUAAGAUUAGAAGAUUGUCAUCAUGCUGA
Molecule: messenger RNA, 831 nt
Organism: Morus notabilis
Lineage: Eukaryota; Viridiplantae; Streptophyta; Magnoliopsida; Rosales; Moraceae
Product: NAC transcription factor 29
Exons: 3
Coding region: 1-831 (276 amino acids)
Biological process (GO): regulation of DNA-templated transcription
Molecular function (GO): DNA binding
Source: RefSeq, a predicted model, not a curated record